UUAUUAUUAUAUAUUAUAAUAAUAAUGUCUUAUAAACUUCAUAGUAAAAAUUCAUUACCCAAUAUACGUACUAAAAAAUCUAUCGUUAAUAUUAAACCUAUUAUAACAACUAAUAGUACUAAUAGUAGUAAAUCGUUACCAGCAGAAUGUUUACAACAUAUAUUCGCACAUUUAUCUUAUUCUAAAUCAUCUUUACAUUCAUGUUUGUUGGUUAAUAGAUUAUGGUGUGUUAACGUGGUAAAAGUUUUAUGGUCUCAACCAUUUCAUUUAUUAAAUAUUUGUCCUUCUUCUACUUCUCCUUUCGGUGUUCAAGGUCAAUGUAAUAGAACUACAAAAGAUACUUAUAUUCAAUGUGCCGCUUUAAUAAAUGUUUACCUUUCUUUCCUUGACCGUGAUGAAAAAUCUAAUUUAUUAAAUAAUAGAAUCAAAUUAAAUUCUUCUAAAAUUAAGGAUAAGGAUAAUUCUAAUCAAUACUUUUUGGAAAAUCCUACUUUUAAUUAUAUCGAAUUUUUAAGAUAUUUGGAUUUGGAAGAAUUAUUCAUUACAGUUGGAGCUUGGAAACAAUUUACAA
Rhizophagus irregularis DAOM 181602=DAOM 197198 is the source of this 571-nucleotide messenger RNA. NCBI's taxonomy places the organism in Eukaryota, Fungi, Glomeromycota, Glomeromycetes, Glomerales, Glomeraceae. The record is from RefSeq and is a predicted model, not a curated record.